Racocetra persica is the source of this 213-nucleotide messenger RNA. The record is from the annotation of a GenBank genome assembly. Lineage: Eukaryota; Fungi; Glomeromycota; Glomeromycetes; Diversisporales; Gigasporaceae.
AUGUCCAUACGCCUCAAUUUUUAUCUCGACAAUAUAAUUGAAGAUUGGACGUGUCUCAAAGUAAUAGGCUUUUACCGUACAAAAAUAAAACCAAAGGGUUUGAAAGAACUGCUGAGUUUUAUACAUAAAGAUCUUCGAGACAUUGCAAAUUCUAAUCCUGGAUUUGACGCGACAAAGAAGAAAAAAGCUCGGGAAAUACUGGAUAACUGGAAA